CAUUCACCACGCACCUUAAUUAGCGUGUAAUCGUUGUUAAGUCGUCGAGAAAUAGUCUCAAUGCGUCUCACAGUUCAAUGCAAUCAGUCACGUCAUCUAGCCCGCGCAAAAUGCACGGUUUGCCGCGAAAACUCAUCCUGCGCGAAUUAAAAAAAAUAAAGUGGCAUAGGAAGUUCUCAACCCCAGCCGUGCUACAAAAGGACGAGUUCAUUUUGAAGUCAACAUUGUCCGAUGUUAUUAUACCGAAAAUAAGUUUCACUGAACGAUUGUGGAAGGAUAAAUCGAAGUUUGCAAAUCUGGUCGCAUUGGAAAGCGUGGAAACCAAGAAGUCUUACACCUAUGAUAAACUUCAAAAUUACGCGGCAAACUUCGCCACCUUUCUAGUCAAGUAUGGGCUGAAGCCUGGAGACGUGGUGGGCUUGAUGUUGCCCAACUGCCCAGAAUUCCCUGUGGUAGCCCUUGGGACUUUGCAGGCCGGCUGCGUUUUAGCGACUAUCAACCCUAUUUACAAGGAGUUCGAAGUAUCUCAUCAUGCAAAAAUAGCAGAGCCGAAACUUGUUGUAACAUCACCAGAGUGCUACGAUUCAGUAGUGAAAGGUUUGAAAACAGCAAGAAACGACUCAAAAAUUAUAAUAGUAGAACAACCAAAUACUAAAACGCCAAAUGGCACUAUAAAAUAUUCUGAAAUCGCUGAAAAUGGUAAAGCAGAUUAUACACUAUUGGAUAAAAUUGAGAGGAAAGAAGAUGACCUGGCGAUAAUUCCGUUCUCAAGUGGGACUACUGGCUUACCCAAAGGUGUGGAAAUAACCUAUAAGAAUAUCCUGGCAGCUGUGGAUAUAAUGGAGAGAAAAGAAAAUUGUUUCCCUGAAUUAGCUUGUAGUAGUUUCCAAGACAUAGUACCAUGCAUUCUGCCGUUCUACCACAUAUACGGAAUGAUAGUUACACUCUUCGGCCAUCUUUCUAAAGGCUGUAAAUUGACCACUUUGUCUUCAUUUUCUGCGAACUUGUACUUGAAUCAUUUGAAGACUCAAGAUGUCACGCUAUUGUAUGUUGUGCCUCCUGUCGCAAUAUUAUUGGGGAAACAUCCAGACGUAACUUCGGAACAUUUCCGCAAAGUCAAGCGAGUGAUAUGCGGCGCGGCGCCUCUAGCCGCUUCGGAUGCCGAAGCUAUUUUAGAAAAAAGUAAUAACAAUCUAGAAUUCUCACAAGGCUACGGAACCACAGAGACGACCUCAUUAGCCACGGUAUGUUUCAUAGGAGCCAAGAUUGUGGACUACGACUGUAGCGGCGCGCCCAUGGCUGGGGUCAAGAUCAAAUUUGUCGAUCCUAUCAGUGGGGACAAUUUGCCCAUAGGACAGUCUGGUGAAAUAUGCGUUGGAGGCCCAAUAAUAAUGAAAGGCUAUCAUAAAAAUGAGGAAGCAACUAAAGAAUGUAUUACAGAAGACGGUUUCUUCAAAACUGGUGACCUUGGAUACUACAACGACACGCCUGGACAUGGUCUCAAGAUUACUGAUAGAAUCAAAGAAUUAAUUAAGGUCAAAGGUCUUCAAGUAGCUCCAGCUGAAUUGGAAAGUAUCCUUCGUUCUCAUCCGAAGGUAGCCGAAGCGGCAGUCAUAGGUGUUCCUCACGAGUUCUAUGGAGAAACUCCGAAAGCUUUCGUCAUUCUGAAGAAAGAUGCCAAAAUACCUUCGGAGGAACUGCAGCAGUUUGUUGCGAAUAAAGUGGCCUCGUUUAAGAAGAUCGAAGAGGUUGUGUUUGUGAAUGAAAUACCCAAAACUGCGUCGGGAAAGAUUUUGAGGAGGGACUUGAAGAAAAUGUAUGCGUAGUUUAGGAAAAAGUAGUUUUGAUUUUCAAGUAACUUCACAAAUUCUUUUCGCUAACCGUUCUGUUUAAAGCACUAGUCAAUUUUUCUAGCUAUGAAGCAGGCAAACGGGCAUGCGGCCCACCUGGUGGUAAGUGGUUACCGCAACUAGUAUAGAUGUAAGUAUUUUUUCAAGAGGAAGUUUUAGGUGUGACUUAUUAUGGUUUUAUACGAACGAAGCCGGGAUGGGCCGUUAGUAUACGGUAAGAAGAUCGGAAAAUUAGUACAUGAUUACGGUAUGGAGGAAGUAAAAUCAUCAGGCUGGGAUAGUUACAACAAAAUGGGACCACGAGAUAAGAAUCGCAAAAAAGAAUGUGGUUGAAAUGGUAAUAUUUAGUUUUUCAGUGUUCGUGGAGUGAUACACCGUCAACUUUGACGUUAACUUUAACGUGAAAAAUGCAACACACGUCAGCGGCACGCCGGUUUAAGUCAACGUGAAAUUUGACGGUGCAAUUCACCCUUAUUGUCAUAUUUUCACUUUUAUCAUUCACGAAGUAGACAGAGCACGAUUAAUAUUAAAUAGAUAGGAAAUUUUGAUAGGUUUUAUAAGAUUUUUUAAAUUUGAAUUUGUAUUAUAAAAUGGACGGAAUGUUGUGAUUAAUAUUUUUAACUACACACCAAGAACUAAAAUUAUUAUAAAUAUAUAUUUUUUUUAUUUAUCAGAAAUGCUUUUUAUUUUAAAACAAUAAAUGUACAAAACGGAACGUCUGUCAUCCGACUCGAAGGACCAGAUUAAGAAAUAUUCUUAGCAAACAUUUCACAAGCAAUAAUGAAUCAAACUGAGAAAGAAAGUAGAUAUAUAGAAAGUGUCAUUAGUACAUAGAAGAAAGUAAAAGAUUUUUAUUAUUUUAAGACCAUAAUUUUUUCGCGGGUGACCAAAAUUAUCGAAAGUUUAGACGGUUUGAGUCUUAUAAAAACUUAGCUAUUUAAAUAUGCUUAGGCGUGCUGAAUUAUCAAUACGUGAUGGAUACCAUGUAGCUACCAUAUAGCUAAUUUAAAACUUGUGACUCACAAGUUAUAGUUAAUUCUUUUUUUUUGUUUUAAAAUAUUUACUAAUGUACGUAAUAAUCAUAAUACUUCAGUAUUAUUAUUUUUACCAUUUCACGCUUAUUCUAAUUUAUUAUUUGUAGACAGUAGCAAAUAUAGUGGCCCUGUAAUGAUACAAUUUUAGCUAUAAAAUGUUUUUCCGACAAAAUUAUAUUCGUGUAGUAAGAGGCGAAAAGUGAUCAUUAAAUAAAAACCGGUUUACAAGUAAUACUACCUAUUCCUUAAUGGAUAUAAAAAAACGACAAUAUUUCAAUAAACACAAGAGCGAGAGAGAAAUAUAAAGGGCCCAAUAAAGUUGACCAAUUGCAGCUAAGUUCACUGUUGUUGACUUGUGGCACCUAGCUAAUUUAACACGAAAACGAAACAUUACGUAACCACCGGUUUUGAUUGCGGUAUCUACCUAUGUUGUAUGUGGACAUAUGUGGUCGUCCAAAUCAAAAGGGACCUUAUGACGCCCGGCACUUACGCCAUUAUUGCCGUUGUUUUGUAUUCGAACAACGGCAAUAAAGACCUAAGUGCCAGUCGCCUUAAGGUCUCUUUUGAUUUGUACGGCCACAUAAUAUGCUGGUUUAAGGCAUAUGCUACACCGAAGAGAAAUCUAUUACUCUAUAGUAGGUUAUAAGUGUGGUAUCAUUUUAAAUUUAAAGACGGUCAGUGCCUUCGAAAGAUUAAUACAAUUUUUAACGGACUUUUCUUUCGUUUUCGGGAGCCGAUCCUGGGUGCAUCGUAGGUUAUGCUUAUCAUAAUAAUGGAUUGUCAUGGUAACUGAAGCGACUACGUGGAAAAUUUCAGCUGGCGGUGAAAUGUAACUUGCAAGAUUUUAUUACAAAACAUCGGGAAAGGUGAAACUAAAUAAAAGCUUGUAAAAUAUUAAUUUGGUUGUAAAAUACCUAUCAGUAGUCUGAACUCAUUGCCCUGAAUGGGACUCGUGCUUAUGGCUGCGUUGAGCAUAAAAUUGCAGAAUGUUCUGAUAAGAUUAAAUAUGUGUAUCUGAAUACAAUCCGAUAUUCUUAUCUUAUUGGUUGCCAAGCCUCAUGAAUGAUGGAAAUUUACAAGCAAUUAACUUUUGAAAAAUGCGCAUGAGAUUGGUACAGCGGCAGAUAUCCAAAAUUUUGUAAAGUUAAUUGCUGUUUUGCAGUCUGGGUCCCAUAAUCACAAUAAUUACUUACUUAGGUAGGCACACAAAAUCUUCACUACCUAUAUGUAUAAUUGUCAGUUUUUUGUAGGUAAGUAGUGGAAGUAUUUACCUCCAUAAAUAUUACAGGGAUAAAUAAAUUAAUGAAAAAUAAAUUCCAUUCAACUUGUUUUUGCGUGAAUGAGCAUCAAAAAUCAGACUUUCCCCUCUAGAUUAGGAGCAGUUGGUACCUAGUUUGAUUGUUAUUCAAUAAGUACAUACUUAUAGCAUUAAUACUUACAUACCUGACUCGCAGAAUUUAGAAUUAUUAAUCUAAGACCUGUCUUUAGUAAAUUAUCAUCAUUAAUAUAAUGUAAAUUACAUAAAAAAGAGUCAUUUUAAGUAGGGCUUUGUUUAUUUACUUCAAGAAAAUUAAUGUUCAGUCAAUGAUAUAAAAUACCGGUUCUUUGUUACGUCGCGCAUAUUUGUGUCCACUGUAUUUACUCUGUCCGCCAGUGUACUGGCAAUAGCCAGCGACGCAUCACGUUCCAUAUUCGAAUUAAUUCCGUUCUCGAACUAAAAGUGUCUUUCAAGGUUCAUUGAAAGUGAAUACUUUUCGUUGUUAUCAAGUGUACGGAGCAUUAUUCA
This is a messenger RNA of Plodia interpunctella (Indianmeal moth), 4670 nucleotides long. RefSeq lists its product as uncharacterized. The coding region runs from base 78 to 1826 and encodes 582 amino acids. Gene Ontology annotation, biological process: long-chain fatty acid metabolic process; fatty-acyl-CoA biosynthetic process. Gene Ontology annotation, cellular component: mitochondrion. Lineage: Eukaryota; Metazoa; Arthropoda; Insecta; Lepidoptera; Pyralidae. The record is from RefSeq and is a predicted model, not a curated record. Gene Ontology annotation, molecular function: long-chain fatty acid-CoA ligase activity. The transcript is spliced from 8 exons.